Molecule: messenger RNA, 1358 nt
Organism: Durio zibethinus
Lineage: Eukaryota; Viridiplantae; Streptophyta; Magnoliopsida; Malvales; Malvaceae
Product: vesicle-associated protein 1-3-like
Biological process (GO): endoplasmic reticulum membrane organization
Cellular component (GO): plasma membrane; endoplasmic reticulum membrane
Source: RefSeq, a predicted model, not a curated record
UAGUAUCAUUUAACAAAUCAAAGGAAAAAAAAAAAAAAAGCACUCUGAAACUGCUUUGUUUCUUCGCCCCCUUUCGUUCUUUCCGAUCUCGCAGAUUCCAGAAUUUCAUUUUUCCCACGAUCCUUACUUUUAUUUUUAUUUUCUUAGGAAAAGUAAAAAAACUGUAAAUCUGUUGAUAAGGAGCCAUGAGUCUGGGAGAUCUUAUCAGUAUUCAUCCAACAGAGCUUAAAUUCCCAUUUGAAUUGAGGAAACAAAGUUCAUGUUCUAUGCAAUUGACCAACAAGACGGAAAAAUAUGUUGCCUUUAAGGUUAAAACAACCAACCCCAAGAAAUAUUGUGUCCGUCCCAACUCUGGCGUUGUUUUGCCUGGAAGUUCAUGCAAUGUCACCGUUACCAUGCAAGCUCAAAAGGAAGCACCUCCUGAGCAGUGCAGGGACAAAUUCCUCAUCCAGAGUGUUGUUGCUCCAGAUGGUGCAACCAACAAAGACAUAACCCCAGAAAUGUUUAACAAAGAGGCUGGUCGGGUCAUGGGGGAAUUCAAAUUGCGGGUCUUUUAUAUUCCCGCUAAUCCUCCAUCGCCUGUUCCUGAAGGAUCUGAAGAGGGGACUCCUCCCAGAGCUUCUCUACAUGAAAAUGGGAAUCAAAAUUUUGAAGAUGUGUCAAGAUCUUUAGAGGAGACUAAUGAGAAGUCCUCAGAGGCAUGGUCUGCAAUUUCAAAGUUGACAGACGAGAAAUCUUCUGCUUUGCAACAAAAUCAGAGGCUACGUCAAGAACUGGAACUGAUGAGGAAAGAUAUUAGCAAAAGUCGUGCUGGUGGCUUCUCUUUAUCAUUUGUGGUGCUAGUUGGUCUUCUUGGUGUCCUGAUUGGCUAUCUUGUUAACAGAGCCUAGGAGGAACUGCAGUCGUAAGUUGGAACCUUUUCUUAUUAAAAAAUUUCGGUGCAAGCAGUAAUUGGCUGCUGUUUUUAAAACUUUUUCCCGACUUUUAGGUCCUUGCCUUUUAGUGUGUAAAAAUUGUAGCCCCGAUGAUAAUGUAUUAAUCAUAGUAAAAUGAUUGAUUGUCCAAGUUGAACAGGUUAGUUGAUUCUGUGGUGAUUAGAUAGUCUCAAGCUUUAAGUAAACUAAGAUAUUCUUAAUGAAUUUUCCUUUUCCUCACAGCUACGCUGGUAUGGGUUCGUCCGAUUAUAAUUUUGUAUUUUAAGCAGCUUGAGCAAAGCUGAUGCUAGAAUUUUCAACAAUGCUACAUUGGAAUCCUAUUUGAAGCAUGCCCUCCCUGGUUCUGGUUCCAGAAACAGUUCGUCAAUGAUUUUCUGGAAGUAUUCCAAACUUAUUUCUGAUAUUUGCAGUUAGAUUUGUGUC